CUGGGUGUUGGUGAGGUGUGUGGAAGGGGAGGCAGGAGGUGUGCAGCCCAUCGGUGUGCUUGUCAGCCCCUUGAGAAAUCCAGCCCUGGGUUUCAGUCGUUGAAAGCAUUGUGCUGAGAAGGGAUUACAGACAGGAAGAUGUGUGCUGGUGCACUUGAGGCGCUGUCUGCUGAGCACUGUACCCGCCUGAAAGCUUUUUGGCAACACACUUCAAAUUUUGCUUUAGAUGAUAUCAAAACAGUUUUUGUCCUGGCAGUUCUGAAGAGAUGGGGAAGGAAGAUGAUGUGACCGGAGUAGACCAACUGCGCGAGCUUCACCAAGGUCUUUAGACAAGAGGUUAUUCUUAAAUCUGUGGUUGUAGCCAAGCAAUCCGUGAGCUCCAUGGAGAUCCUGGCACUAACAAAAUGGAAUAUCCACAAGGCACUGUGCUGACUCCCGAUCUUCUCCACUCCACAUAAUUGGCUUUGCCUUUGAAUUUUUCUUCAGGGUGCCAGAAAUGAUCUGUUCAAGUAUAUAUUUUGAAUAUUACAUUGCCUUCGUGUUUUGUAACAGAGGAACAUGGGCUCUAUCACGCUGAGUCAGCGCGGUGUUUUGGCUGGUAUCUAUUUUGCAGUCAUUAGCUAACACCUGGCACAUCAGUUGAGGGUGAAAUGGAAAACUGUAUGUGAAGAACAGAAAGUAACUAGAGGAAGGAGUGGGGAGAGAAAGGAAGCAACAGAGGGGAAAAAAAAAAGUGUGCAUACAAAUUCUUCUUUCACACCUGCAGGCUAUCAGCUUACACCUUAAAGCACAGAGCUUUGUUACCCGCAUCAAAAUCUUCUGUUGCAUAGCUCAGACACAAUGCAGUGCUUUUGAACACUUGUAUGGUGUUCAAAUGGUGCAGUCUGCCAACCAGCGUAACCUCCCCCAGCUACCAGGUCAUAAUGAGCACUUCUGGGCUCCCUGCAAUUUCCUUAUGUCAGAGUAGCCUGUAAAGAAUGGAAGUUUUAUUGCUGCGUGUGGCUGGAUUCUUUUGUGGACGAAUGCCACUUCUUUCAGUUGAGUUGCACGAAGAAUGAAUUGCAAAAUAAGAGGAUGAUUUUGAGAGGCAGGUUAUUUUUAUGUUGUUUAAUGUACUUCUUGCCCUUUUGUUUUUAAUUCACUCUAGCUUUGCAAUUUUCUCCUUUAAGUUUUUGUAUUCUUCCUGCUUUUUACCGCUGCCUCUUUCUCUGUUGUUUCCCUCUUGGCUUAUUUCCCAUAUGCUUUUGGAAAAUCCAGUAAGGAGAAGGGGCCGAACAAGACUCAGAACAGCUGUAAUCACACAGGGCUGAGCAGUUUCUCCGCCAAACAGACUGCCUUUGGCAGGGUCCUGUUUUCAGCAAUGAAUCCUUGGCACACUAACAGGUGCCUCCACAAAUGUCCUGUGCUGAGAGCAAAUACUGUACGUGGCAUAUGGUUGAGGGUUUGACCAGAAGGCAAGAUGAGAGGGCAGCAGUCAAGCAAAGAAACUCAAGGACAAACUUUGUAACUACUGUACGGAUUUGGGAAAGAAACUGGAAUUGUAGCUGAUAUCAGAAUUUAGAUUUACAUUUGGAUGUGUCCCUUGAUUUCCAUUAGCGUGUUCCUACAUGACAGCCUGAUGAGCAGAAUCAGGCUCCAGCUUUAAGAUGUCGUAAGCAGAGGAUGAGUUUUGGAUAUAGUUGGUAAUGUGUUGCUGUUUGAGAAAAUGCAUAAGCCAUACUCUCCAUGUUGACUCUGGUAAAUGUGACCUUUUCAAGGUGUUGCCUUUGAUGUCAUUCAGAUGACAGACAUUGCUGUCAGUUGGAGUUAUAUGAUUAAACCUUGGGGUCAAAUCACUAAGCCUUUAAUUGUUUUAAAUUAUACAAGAGUGAGAUGAAACAGAAUUUUGAUUUGAUAUAAAAUAACAAGGAGGGAAAGAGUUUUGUCUGGCAUUUUUCACCCCCACCCCUAUUUAGAAACCUUUUCAGCCUACAUUUGUUUGUGGUCGAUAUAUUUGUGUGAGCGUUGUCUUUCCAACAGUAGGAGCUGGAAGAACUGUAUCUGCUGCUUAACCGAUUUUUCUAUAUUACCUGCAGCAAAUCACUUUAACUACCCACAUCUUGAUCCUCUGCAUGGAAGAAAGGGUUAAUGCCAGCUCUGUACCUGACUGAAGAUAAUGGUGUUUAAGCCAUGGGGUCACAAUGGGCUAUGUGAGAGCAGUUAUUCCCUGAACACUGUAUGAUGUAGCCUUUUGCUUGUUCUGGGACCUCAUGUCCCAGCUAGGAUCAAACAGGGCAUCUGAUGCUUAUAGUGCAGGGCUGGAGAGGGCUAUGUGACCAGUGCUGUAUGCUUGAAGUGACAGAGUGCUGUGAGUCCCACUGAGCAACUUCUGUAUUCAAAGGCUAGAACUUGACUAAUCUGGACCUGCAACCAGCCUGGCCUGCAGUGGCAAAAUGGCAGUUCCAGGCAUUCUUGAGUGAUCUACGUGGCAUAACACAAAGCGUACUCUAGGAACGAAGCUGGCCCUUGGCUUGGGCUUAUGAUUUGCCCAGUGUAUGUACUUCUACCUUAGCUGCUUCCUUCUCAGGGAUUCUUGUGUCUGUCUCCAGUGAGUCUGCCCCUACUGAAAUAGAAUAAACUGCAACUGCUAUAACCUGGGCUACAUAUCAUCAAAGUUGUGACAUUACAUUCUGCUUCCCAGAAUCACAACUAUUUUCCUUCCUUUUUUUUUUUUUAAUGGCUAUUGGUGGCAAAAACUAAGUAAUAAACUCAAUGUUCUCCCUUAAGUAUUGAUAUAAUAGCUAGCAAAAACCAUUGGACUCCAGAGCACAUGAAAAAAUAUCAACUGGGAAGAAUCACUGUUUGGUGCAUUGCAUUGGCCUGCACACUACCCUAGUGGGAAGAGAUUGUUGAAAAAUAUCAUUUGUUUUAAACUAAGCAGUAGGUCUCCUUCAAAUUAUAUCUUAAUAGAAAAAAGAACAUCUUGGAUGGUCUUUGAUUUAGAUGCGCUGCAUUUUAAAUGUGUUCUAAUUAUAGUGCUCAUCACUUAACAUUAAAUUAAUGAACAUCCUCAUUUAUAGGGACAAGGUUGGCAAAUAGAAAUUAAUGCCAUUAAAACCCACAAGUCUCCCAAAGGAAAAGAAAAAAAAAUCAAAAGAUCUCUGAACAAACUGUAACCUUAUUAUUUAUAACAAGGCAAAGCAUAAAAUCACCAUCCGUAAGUUUUUGUAAUUGGCUCCGGGGCUCUCAGCAUACGCAGUUUGCCAGCAGCAGCAGUGCAGCCAGCAGCCUGCCAUGCGAGAUGCUGCUCCCAGCCCAGCAGUAGCUGACAGGUGUCUGCACGCAGCAGUCGCUCACAUGGUGGGCGCUAAUUGGGAGGCAAAUGCAAAAUGGAGGCUGCAUGUCCAAGGUGCUUCUGGGAGGUCAGGGCAGAGAAAAAUGUGCUUCUCUAAUGGACAAAAGCUCUUAACCCUGAGGUCUGGCACCUUGUCAGAGAUCAGCAGUUAUCUUUUAAAAUUGUGUCUUGUUUCCUUUGCCUUUGUAAGGCGUCUGAUAUUUUGCUACUCUGAAUGAUGGCAGUUGCAUUUUGAUAUGUACACAUAGUUGCAUUGGUAUUUAGUGGGACCUCUUCUUAGAACUGCUUGGGAGCCUGUCAGAGCCUGAGGAGGUGAUUUUACACUCAGUGGGAUUUUUGUUGGCCAACAGUACAGGCCCAGGAUGUUCUUGCUGUUCCUCUCUGCAGCCUGCUGCUCAGCUUGUUCUGAGGAGACUUCAGGUUAAGGUUCCAGUCUUGCAGGUGGACCCCGGCACUGUUUUGGUUUCAGUUGUCUGGAUCAAGACCCGGACUUUUCCAAUCACCCUCCAGAAAUGAUUGCAGUGUCUCAUCAAAACCCUAAAAUAACGAUUGAGGGAAGAACUUUUGAUGGAUAUGGCAAAAGUGGUUGUAAUGCAUAUCUCUGCUUUUAUCAUUUAAUUGCAUGCUGAUAUCAGAAUUGCUUAGUUUGAAGAGACACGAGCUGUCAGCUUUUCUCCCAAGGCAUUGAUUUUUGACAUACAUGGGGGCUGGGUGCUCCACGUACUCCUUAAGAUCCUGUUCUGUCCUGGAAGGUUUUAGUGAAGUUGCAGGAAUUCAGGUGGUGCAAUAACAGUUGCUCAUAACAAAGAUGCAUAAGGGCAGAUGAUGUUAAUAAAGGGAAAGCAUAGUCUUGUAGGGAGCCCUGUGACCCUGACAUGUCAUUCUGUUAUGGGAGGCUGAGACUGUGAUGUGCAUGGCAGCCAAUUUGUCACACUGGACCUAAUGGGCUGUGAGCAGACACCAUGGUGGCUGUGCUUUCCAUUUAGUCCAGCUUGACUGAAUUAUGCAGGCUCAUUUUUCUCCAUAAAUAUGAUGAUCUGCAAUAUUUAGCCCCUUCUUCAAGACAUAGUAAGGAGGAUUUUUAUCGUUAUUCUCCAAAUCCUGCUCUACAAUUAUUCAAGGGGUGGAGGAGAGCAAUUGAGCUUUAAAUAAAGAUGUAGGCUUUGCCUCUUGGAGAGUUAUGCCUUGCACAAGUGCUACUCAGUGGAAAAAUGCUGUAAUGUAAGGCCCAGAUGGUGCAAAAUUUUCCUACGUAACUGCAUUUCAACUUCUGUUUGAAAUUAGCGAUGAGUACCUCCUGAAGUACUGCUUGACUUUGGGACAGGUUUAUCAAUAACCAAUACAUCUGGUGCUCAGAUCUCACUUGUCUUUCACUUUCACUGUGUCGGUUGUGCCAGUGCCUACCCCAGCCCUCAGCUCACCAGGCUGGCCUGCUGCUCCUACACUGGAUGCUGUGUAAUCAGCCACACACCGGGUCAGUGCAAAUUCCUUUAUUUUCUGCAGUGAUGGUAUCUGUAGAAAUUUAAGAUGUGAGACCGAUGAUUUUUUUUUUUAAUUUUUUUCAUCUCUUUCUGAAAUGAGGAAAUAUGGGGCUUAAUUCACCAAAGGCCUAAGCUGUGGGCAACUUCCUUCCAGUACCUGAAAGGAGUUUAUAGACAGGAGCGGGACUGACUUUUUACAUGGUCUGAUGGUAAUAGGACAAUGGGGGAUGGCUUUGAACUAAAAGAGAGGAGAUCUAGGUUAGAUGAUAAGAGAAAAUUCUUUACUCAGAGGGAGGUGAGGCACUGGCAGAGAGAGAACUCUGGCCCAGAGAGGUUGUGGGUGCUCCAUCAACUGGAGGUGCUCAAGGCCAGGUUGGAUGGGGCCCUGGGCAGCCUGACCUGCUGGGUGGCAACCCUGCUCAUAGCAGGGGAGUUAGAACUAGAUGAUCUGAAAGGUCCCUUCCAACCUACGCCAUUCUGUGAUUCUCCCCACGUUGCCACCUCCUCCCAGGUUUUGUAAGGAAAUGCACAGAUGCUGAGGCAGUUCCAACAGCAUGAAGGUUCAGAGCCUUUCCCUCUUGCAGGGCUCUUGGGCAGCUCUCAGCAGCUGCACAUCUACAGCAUCAGUUUCUUCUCCCAGAAUUGUGGUAAGCACGGGCAUUUUGUGGUAUUGUCCCAUACAGAAUUUACUUUCAACUAGAAACUUGGUAAGUUACAUGAUCAUCGGGGUUUUCUUUUAAAGCAUAGGGCUAAACUGAUUUUAAGCCAGGUCCAACUGACAGAACUGGGCUAGCGCAGCACAGCUGUCUCUUUGUUCUUAAUUUGCUGUCAGUGAGAAGAUGGGAGCCUGCCCUGGCAUCGUGCUGCGGCGCUUCAGCGGAUGUGGCUGCGUUUGCCACAGAGGGUUACACGAGGGCCAUUGGAGCAGGGUUCUGUGCCGUGAUGUCACUGACGCCAUUUUGUUGGCAUUCAGGGCCCCUUCGGCCUCCUCUCCCCACGGCUGUGAGGCAGCGGUUGCCUCGCGGCCCUCUCUCACACAGGGCCUAUUGCAUUGCUUCCCUCUGUGGCGUUUUUAACUAUGCGGGGGUAUUUUUGGUUUGUUUGCUUUCCUGUGUCUUGGUUUACAGACUGGCCACUGAUAGAGAUGAUGGAAAAUUCCCCGUUUCCAAUGACAGACCUCCUUAGGGAUUAGGUGGUAUUUUAAAUCCUCUGGUGCAGACAAAAUGGCAGAAGUCUUCAUAUUUGUUUGGGUUUCUUUGCCCCUGAAAGGCCCUGCCUCCUCUGCUCAUACAGGCCCAUAAGAGAUGAGCGAUUGUGUUAUUAAUAUUUACAGUCUUGCUGACUAAAAAUGAAAGGUUCAUCAAUUAAUUGUGUAUCUUUUGCCUCUAAGUCUUGUCAGCAGUUCAACUGAGUAAAUAUUGGAAUGAAUAUGAGUUGGAGCUGUCCCUAGAUGAGUCACGGUAAACAGUUUAAUGCCUGUCAUCUAAAUAUAUAAUCCUAGGCUUCUACAUUGCAUUUAAUUCUGCAGGUUCUGAGCAUCUCCCAGAUCAAGUCAGCAGUAAUUCUCUGGUGGACUUCAUAGGGUAUAUUUAGGGUUGAAACUGUGGCUAUAGGAAAAACAUUAUUUGUGUCUUUCUCUGUAGGUCUAUAUAAGUAUAGAGGUAACAGUGUCUCAGCUGGUGGAGAGAGAAGUGAUUUAAUGUCUGCGUUCUCAAGGAGCAGGCUCCCUUCCCUUAAAUUUGACAAAUUCUGCUACUGACUUCAGAGGAUUCAAGUUUAUAGCAUUUUAUCCUGGAAACUUAAAGUCAAUUCUAAAAAGAAAAAAAAUGAAAUGAUGCAACUCAGUCAGGAGCAAAACUGAAGGGGAAGGUUAUUCUGAAUAUUAAUAUGGCAGAAAGGACUGUAAGGCAAAACUUCCUCUGAAGCCCAGCAAAAAGAGAUUUGAUGUAGAAUGUGGAAUUCAGUCAUGAGAAGGCUCGGGCUAGCUCUGUUUAUAUUUCAAAAGUAGCCUUCCAAUUUCUACCAUGCUUUUAAAUUGUUUCAGUUUAGGUGUUUUCCUUGCUUUAUUUCAUUAUUCAUAUUUAGGUGUCUCUUAUUAAUAAGAAAUAAGUGGAUCCAAAUUCAGCUCCCACAUGCACAGGAGAAUAUGGAUUCUAACAGCAGAAAUUGACUUAGAUGAUUAGUUUUGUGUGUACGUGUGAAUUCAUAUUUUGCUAGGCAUGUUAACUUAUUUCCCUUCUGGUGACUGCAAAUAUAUUGUUUCUAUGGCACCAUGACACAGGUGUCAGCCUCCAGAAAAUGGAGCACAAUAGGAAAUGCACAUCUUAUAGUCCUAAUACGAAUCACUAUUUGCAUUACUGAAUGAGGGAGCACUCAGGUACAAGACAGAUAUUUCACAGUUUAUUUAUGUUAAUAUUUUGUCUUCUACGUGGACUUCAUGUCUCUUUGGUCCUGUAUUUAUUUUUUUAAAUUUACAUGUUUUGCUUAAAGCAAAAGAGAGAGAGAUUACAUCUCUGCUUGGCUCAUGACCUAGUUAUUGUUGCAUUUAUAGGGGGAAAAAAAAAAAGCAGGAUUGUAUCUCUCUGCUUCUUUGCUUCUCCUCCAGUACAAAACUAAGAAACUGCACAGGUAUUCAGUGGCAGGGAAUAACAGCAAAAGCUGUUAUUGGUCCUUGCUACCUGGUCCUUGCUACCGUUCCUAGUUUCAAAGAGGGUUGCAUUGGGGAAGUAACCUAAAUUGUUACUGGUGAACUUCUUGCCUUAUUUUUUUUUUCUUUCUUCAGAUAAUGGUUUUCAGAGAAAACUAAAGCAAUAAUUAGUAGGCUGUUGGAAUAUUGAAAUGAGUGUGGAGACACUUGUGACAAGAUGUUGAACUUUGUAUUUAAGGAUGGCCUUUCUUGCUGCUCAUGAUAAAGAUUGCCAUUUCUCUGGAGGGGCAUGCACAGUCUUUACGUCGCUGGUUAAAUUUAUCUCACAUGACCAUCUACCCUUAAAAUACUGUGACUUCAUUCUUUUUCUUUCUGGAUGGAAAAACUGGGGUUUUGGGGAACUGUGAGGAGAGAAACAGGUUUAGCCUCUGGCCAUCUAGAAACCUACCUGUGUCUCAAAGAGUACAGUUUUUUGGUUUUUUUUCUCAUCCUGGACUCUCAGGAAUGACUUCAGUUCAUCUGCUCUGCAGUCAGAAUUGGAUUAUCAGAACUUUUCAAAUCUGUACUAAUGUACCUUCAGAGGAGGCUGUGGAAGAGUAACCCAGAACAGCUUGGUGUGUCCCAAUGCACCCUCACAAAAUAAGAGGUGAAGUGUUUACUUGAAAAGUCCUUCUCUCAGGCCAUGAUUUGCAGCUGAGGACUUAGACAUCAAAAGAACUUUAAACUCGUUGAAAUGCCUGAAUAGAAAGGAGGUAGCUUUCAAAUUACCCAAGGAGAAAGCUCCUUGGAGUCUCAUGUUCUUACUAGCGUAGGGUAGGAACAGUUAGGAGAAACACAGGCACGCAGUCAGUGUUGAGGGAGGUUUAUUUCAAAUAGGUACCACUUGCUUACAAGAGGUUAUUUGGACAGUGCUUACAGUUUGUCAUUGCUCCUGGAGGGAACAGAAUUGCAGGUCUGAGCUUGCAUGAGGCUAGCUGAGCUAAUUAUGGCUUGCAGGGUGCUGCUGCCAAGCACCAGCCCUGAGCUUGGUGCCAAGUGCUGCUGCUUAAGGCCACUUGUGUUAGCUCGGGUAGUAGAAGCAGUGCGGCUGCAAAAGUGCCAGGUGCACUUUUACUGAAGAGAUAAGCAGGCUGUGGUUUCCCCCUUCCUUUCUGGGCAGGAUGUGCAUGCUUACUUUGAGUGCAGCUGGCCGUUCCACCUGCCAGGAGCUGGAGCAUUAUGGCAGUUGGGCCCUGGUGUAACCAGUCUGGUAACCAGAGGAGAUAUGUUCCUGGGCAGAGCAUUUGCUGAUGGAGCUGUGUUGUUCCAGCUCUUUCACGAGCUGCGUUGUGUCCUAUGAGUGUGCCCCGAGAGCAUUAUUUUAUUCCAGCCUCUACAGAGAAGCAAGAGUUGAAAUUCUUGUCUUGAAAUCUGGCUUUUCUGGGGAUAGUCUCUAACAUAAAUCUAGAAUCAUGAGUUUCUCUGUCACUGAACACGUUACAGAAAGAUAUGUGGUUCCUAAGCACAAUGGAGGUUUAAAUGCAGAACCAGGAAAAUUGGAUUCUUAUGCAAGUUGGUGUUUGUAAAAUACUCUCUCAGCUCUUCCUGGAGGCCUUCAUGAUUGCUGGGUGAGAACAGCGGUGUUGGCUGAUUCCUGCAAUGAGAAGGAAUUUGGCAUGCAAAGGGGAAAUAGCAAGGCCAGAAAGGAGGUGGGGACUGCAUGUUGACCUGUGCUCAAAUCCCAAACAGCUGCUGCAGUCAAGACCUGAGUGCACCAGAAAAAACGUUCUGAAAUAAAGCUAAUAUAGUAAAGUUCUGAACUUCAAAUCUGGAUCCGUUGUUAGGGGAGAAUACGGCAUUAGCAUGUCAAAUGCAAACGUGACAGAUCAUCGAUAACUGCUAAGUAUUUGUUUAGACUGGUAAAUUUCAUUCUACAACUGUCGUGGCUUCAUGUUGGUACCACUGUGAAUAUCCAGACUGAGUAGCUGCUAGGUUUAAAGAUCAGGCACUGUAAACUCCAUUUACAGCUGUGUUUGUGCCUUAACAAAUGCACCAGUGUUAUUGGAACCACUGAUAGCUCUUUUAACAUAAAGUAGCUUUUGAGUUGCCCCUGCUUUCUUGGAAGCCUGGUUGGCCAAACACUAGGCUGUUCAUAUCUUUUGUAGUUUCUCCAGUUGUCAGGAAGAAAGAAACUUCUAACUCAGCAUAAGGCCAGAACUGUGUUGAAAUCAUUGUCCGUCUUUAACAGAUUUUUGAUCUAAGAAAAACAAAUCUGAUGCUGGUAGGUGUUUGCUUUGGGCAUGACAUCAGGAAAAUAUACAGGACUCUGCGUAAUGGCAAAAGCUGGGAAGCCACUUUUAAGUAAUUACGUUAGCUAAGCGUGAUAUUAAGAGAUAAAGAAAUGUUUUCGUAACAGCAUAUUGGGAUUCCAGACCUCUUUCUAUACAUCAAAUAUGUAAAGAUCACGACUCUGUGUUACUCUGACUGGGAGAAUUACAUUUUUGUUAAGAAAAGACAAUUAAAUUAGUUGUUUGAUAUGUCAUUGAGAACUUCUGUUACUUGAUGUGAAAUGAGACCACGCAGGCUGGUUCUGUGGCACCGGGGCAUUCCCCUGUGCUGGCUCAAUUCUCAGCUGAGCAAUUAAGGCAACUUCUCAGCUCUCUGUGCCCCAAGAGCAGCUCAGAAAUACGAGAACAGGACCCAGAAUUUGGCUCAUAGUUUGAAUCCAAAUGAGCAGUCAAUGAAAAGAAAAAAAAGAAGCCAAACCUGUGCUGCUUUAUAAGGCUCUUGACCCGCAUGCGGUAGAUGAGGUGAAUAGCUGUUGCUUGUGGAGUGGUGCCCGUGUUCUGGGAACAGCAGCAUGGGCUGUCAGGCUGAUUGAGCCCAAUGGUGAUGGGGGUGAUGUCAGAAAACACGUCAGCUGGGGACCUUGUUAUGGCCAGAACACAUCGCUGCCAUUUCACUCCAUUCAUAACCACGCAUUUUAGAGGAAGGUGAGCUGCUUGUGGAAAAAGAGAACCGAGCUCUUAAAAGGGUUUUAUAAAAAAGCUAGAGAGACUGGAAUUGUCUCUCUUAGGUGAAAUGGAGAUGUUUGAAGGAUUGUUUUGUGCCGCAGUCAGGCGUUUGCUGGAAAGCGUACGUGAGGCAAAGCUGUAGAAACUAUUUUUAGAAUGUGAAAUGGAGAAAGUGCCCCAGGUUGGGAACUACCAGGCUUCCUUCCAUGGCUGGCACGACCCUCUGCCAAGAACCAGCCAUGGGCUUCACGUAGCGUGUCCCAUGUUGGGAGAGCAGCCCAGGGCUUCUCUUGUUCUGCGGUGGUCUUUGCUGUGGUGUUUGCAGCUGGCUUUGGGAUAAGAGGGCCUCCCCUGGCCUUCCUUGCUCCCCAAAAAGCCAGGAGCGGCGGUUCACAGGUCUGAGGUGCCAGGAAUGGGGCGAGAGCUGGAGAGCUGUUGGUUUCCAUGCAGUCUGUUGGCUGUGUUGCAGAACUCCCUUUCUCUCCUUGUAGCUGAGGGCAGUAGUUUAGCAAGAACUGAGCAUGUUGUGUGUUUUGUUUACUAAUAAUUUUAUGUAGUCACUAACAUACAGAUCCAGAGGCUUCUGGGUGUGAAUACCACUGACUAAAAUCAGAUGUAGGCUUCCAAGUGGCUUCUGAAAUGCUUUUAAGAAUGACACCCCAUAUCUCAGACUCACUCAGCUGUUUGAUUCAAGACCCUUUUCCUCUUUUUCGUAUUGUUUUUUUUACUGUCUGUUUUGGGGAGAAACAUAGUUUUCGUUCUAAUGUUCUUCUUUCUAUGGUGAAGUAGUGGUACAGCAUGCAGUGCAUUUUAAGGGCUAAUUUUCUUACCAUACAUUUGUAAGAAUCUGUCUUGACAGCAUUUUGAAUGUAGGAAGAGGCUGAAAAUGGGUUUUCUGCAUCUGAACUGCUGCAGCAGUUUAACAUUUUGUAGCUAUGAAUAGCAGCAAUGCAACCGUGUAAAAAUAGUAACUCUCUGCAGAGAGAACGAAACUUUUCUUUCCUUUGUAAUGCCUUGAGAUUACAGAUAUCACCGGGGACCUCAGUGAGUGGAUCAGAUAGGAAGUGUUCAAAAAGCAGGAAGUCUUAUCCACAACAAAUAACCUGCGAACAAAAAUAGCGACCGAGGACAGAUUAUCAUUAACAGCAUUUGGUGGAAUAGAGAUGAAACUAUUACGCCUCAGAGAAACAUAUCCUAUAAUAAUAGUCUCGGCUACUGAGCAUGAUUUGUUUUUUGUGCUUUAGAACUAGUUUUGUGACUCAGGCAUGAACAAUCUGGAUAUUGUUGAUUGCAUAAAAUCUGAUUCUCUGAAUGUAAUGUAAGUUCUCAAUGUCUGCAUUUUGUUCCUGUACUUUUACUUUAGUUUUCCUUGCAAUUCCAGGUGCUCCUUCUAGGAGGAAGAAAAAAAGUUCAAUCCAUGUAGUAAAACCUCGAGUUGUGAUGUUUGCUCUCCAGAGUUCAGCAAACCAACCAGAGCAGCAAGCUCUGGUUUCUUGCAUCACUGGGGUUUGAGAUACUUGUGUUUAGGGUUUUUUUUUCCCCCACGGUGACUGUGUGAUAAACAAAUAGGUGUGAUGUAUGCCUUAAUGCCUAUGUACUGCAGAGAUAAUGUUUUCACACACCAGAAAUAGGGCAGAUUUCUCUCUUAUCCAAGAGAGCACCUGCAAUAGCCACUAAUUCCGUGAAGUCCCUCAGCCAUUUGCAAUUAAAAAACAUGUUCUGCAGCUGGCUUAGUUGGCUGUAACAUUUGUUUUUCAGGGAGGUCCUGAUUUCACUCAUUUUUACAAAGUUUUAUAGAGGUCAAGUAAUCCAUGCUUUCUGCCAAAGAGCUAAUUCUCUGCUGCAUACCACAACUGCAAACAAGUUUGAAAAUAGAAUUGCAAAAUGUGGUCAGUCAACCGAAGAGCAAAGUUUAUCCAAGACAGCAAAACUUGUACAACUGGCUGAGGUACAGGGGAGAAGCAGUGAGAGCAGCUUCUCAAUGUAGUUCAGUCCUGUUUGCAUUACUGGAGUGUAACGAGCAGAUGUAGCCUGUUCCUCUUUUUAAAAUGUAAAGGCACCUACUUUAGAGCAAGCAACUUUCUUCCAGUACAAUUGCAAGCAUCAGAAGGAGCAGGCAACACCCCUCCUCCCAGAACAGCAUCCAACCAACAGAGCACAAGUGGAGGUAUCUCACUGCCCCCCUCUUUCCGUGCUUGGAGGAGUUGUAUAAUCAUGCUUUCAAAGCAAUGGAGAACCACGUUUCAUGAGAAAGGAGAGCAUUACAUGGGGUCCUUCCUGACUUCAGUUCAUGCCCUUUUUCUCACCAGAACUCUGAGGGAAGGCUGGUGCUGGGCUGUGCAAGGGGCUGGCACUGACCUAGACACCUUGCCCAGCCAAUGCCUGUGCCCUAGCCCUCCUGGCCAGGGGAAUGCAGCGUGGCACACUUGCAUAGUCCAUGUGCUUCAUGGCAACGCAGUGCUAGAGUUGUGCCUCUUUGCUGGAAUAAAACAUCUUAUGGCAUUCACUAUUGGCUUUUCUUAAUGCCAUGUUCCCGAGUACUCAAAUGGUUUUGUGGCUGUAAUGGGUAUAGCAGCUACUCAGAAGCUUGGAUGUUGUUGGAGUGAUUUAAGCGCAAGUACUGCGUUAGCACAGUAUUCUCUGUGUAUGCUGCAUGUACUUGUUUGUAGCCUAAUGGCAGUAUUUGUAUGAUUUUUUUCCUCUCUAAUUCUCCUGUGUGGAGCCAGGGCUUGGACCCGAUGAUCCUUGUGGGUCCCUUCCAACCUGGGAUGUUCUGUGAUUUAUUUGUAAAUCCCCACGGGAGAACUUACACACAGGAGAGACAAAGCUCUAAAACAAAAGAUUUGUGUGUGGGUCACACAACCAAGCGCUUGCACAGAGAUUCCCAUCUUCAAAGCACUGAGCACGUUUGUUAAUUAUACUAUACUAGCCUUUGAGGUUAUCAGGCACUUAUUAAUAAUACUGUUUUAUAGGUGGAGAAACUGAGUCAAAGAAGUUAUGCAAUUUACUUGGGAUUAAAGAGAGUCAUAACAGCAAGUAGAACAUACGCUGCUGUGUUGUACAGCAGCACCCUGCUACCUCAGUGCUGCUGUCUGUAGGUCCUGCGGUACAGGACAGCCUGCUGGUGGCUCCAGGAGUGCCCCAAAGUGAACCCACAACUUUCUCACAAUGUAAAGCACUAGCUGCCCAAUGGAGGCAGGAUUGCCUCUCAGUUAGGCCCUUGUAUAAUACAAGGGACUUGCUGAACACUUGCAGUUGUGCCUAAGCCAGCACAUGUUGUUUUUCUCCUACCACUGCUUGCUUCUGGGUUUUCUCGUGGAGUAGCACUUACACGUGUAUCUUUCUGCUCUUCAGAGUGAGUUUUCAACCCACUACUAAGCUUUAACCAUAUCUGACAGCAGGCUUGAGGUCUCAAAAAAUCCUGUAUGUUCUGUAAAAAUAUGUGGCUGAUUAGAUGAGACAGAUUCUUCUAUUUAGUGAAGGGCUCCUCUGUUUGCUUAUCAGACAGAGGAGAGCAUACGUAAGAGAGCCCUGCUCAGAGUUUACCCAGUAAUGCAGCCACCAGGAGAACAAUGUGGGACUGAAAUCCAAAGAACAGCCCGUUCCACCAGAUUUGCUCCCCUUGGAACUGCUCGUUUCUUUUCCUUUUCUUGAUUAUUUUUUUUUCUUUAAUGUAACAUCUCUUGUGUCCGCCAUAUUAUAUGUUGCAGUUCUGGAUGCUCUGAUGUGGACACAAAAAACCUCUGUCACAACAUGGGCCCAUCUGAUAACUGCUGUGUGACCAUGCGACUGCUUCGUUUUGGGGGCAGUUGAAACUGCUUUGGUGGAUCUGAUGAAAAAUGAGUAAUAAACACGUGAUCAAAUGGGACGUGAGCACUGGAUAUCCACCAAAAUGCGAGGUGUGGUUCUUUCCAUUGCUGACAAGUCCUGAUUUUCCUACAGCACCUAUGCUUCUUUUUGGAUGGUGGAGGCUUCUGAAACUGGAUGGUCCUCUUUCCUGUAAAUGACGUCGUCUUGUUAAAGAAGAGUAUUAUUGUGUAACAUGAUUAAAUUACAUGUCAAGAAGUUAUACCAGUAGCUGCCCUGUUGUUAAGGGUUGAGGAUGAGGUCAGGUUAAUUAUUAAUUACUACUUUUAUGACCAAUAACAAUGCCAUGAAUACCUCUUGUGAUCUGUGACAGCUGCCCCACCUGGGCUCUGGUGCUUUGUCCUCACGUGCUGAGGCUGCCCAUGCCUGGCCCUGAACACCCUGCUGCCUGUCCCCAGGCUCAGGCCCUGUCUGCUGAGAACUGGGCCCACCAGAACAGUUCUCUCCUGCAUCGCAUUGAUGCUGCCUCCAGCUUCUGAGAGAAGGAGGAGCCUGAGAUCAAGCACCAUUUUCCAAUAUUAAUAGUCUUUUCUUAAAUCUAAAGAGAUGUGGAAGGUUCCUGCUUGUACUCCCUACCCAAAGGUAGUGCUAAUUUGAACUGAUCUUGAGAGGUCUUUGCUUAAGCUGUUCUCAGCAGCCUGAAGGGGCAGUCGCCCCACAGUCUCAUUAGGAGAGCAUCACUGUGCCUUACCCUGUGCAGGAACUCUCUGCUGUUCUUGUGAGAUGAGGCAAGGAAAUGCUGAGGGGGAGGACAACUGUGUUCCUCAGUCUCCAGGUGGCUCUGGUCAUUUGCUGUUUAGCACAAAAGAGGAAGUUGCAAAAGGGCUGUCAGGCACUGCAGCCUUUUUUCAGUAGGUGUGGGUCAGUGCCUGCUGUUCUGAAGUCCAGGUACCCUCACCUGGGGCUGUGCUCAUGACACAGAGCACAUACCUUGUACCUGAGGGAACAGCGCUGUGCUGCCCUGCAAGCAUGAGGCAGAGUUUGCCCUACGCUUUUUCCUGUUGAUCACUCAUGCCUCAAAGGUUGCAUGUACGUGGUGCACAAGAUGUUCCUGUGCGUCUGGAUUUGUGUUCAUGAAGUAGCUAGACAAAAGCUGCUGCUGAAGCGUGAAGGACUUAGUCAUCCAUGCGGUGCCCUUCCAGGUUUGUGGCUGGUGAUAAAAGUGAUUUGGGUUUGGACUGCUGCUGGGAGAGAGGGAGAAGCAGAUGCAUGGUUUUGUGAAAUAAGGGUUGAAGUCUCAUUUUUCUUUUUACCAGUGUUAAAAUUCUUAAAUUUUCAGCACGUAUCUAGUGAAGUGGCAAAGGAUAGAGAUGGAAGUUAAACUAAACACCUCCUCCAGUGUUCUGAUCAAUGGUUACAAAUCCUGAGCAAUGCAUUUGGCAGUAGACGUGGCAGACACUGCUGUACCCAGCAGUGAGCUCUGAAGACCUGUUCUGUGCUCAGCUCCUGCUGGGAAACCUCAGCAAAUCCCCCCAGUCCUGCUUGUGACAGGUUCCUUAUCUGUAAAAGGUCCGAUUGUGCUGGCCUCCUUUGUAGAUAAAGAGCGUGUAUUUUAAGGUCUGCUUUGUGAAGAACAUGUAAUACUCUAGCAGAAUUUCUUACACUCUGCUCCACGGCAAGAAGUGGAUAAAUGACAUGAAAUGAAAGCUAACAGGUAACAUUUGCAGUGCUUCUGCAUGGGCCUGCAUGUAGGGGUGGGUCGCUCUUCCUUGCUCCAGAGACUGGGGCUGUGGCUGGGAAUGAGGUGGGACUGGGACUGAAUGGCUGCAGCAUGGCACUGCUGACUGCAACCCACCUCCCAGCUGUGCCAUCCUGCAGCACUUAGAAACCCAGCUCUCUGUGCAAGCACUGUUCAUUUUGUGUUGCUUUGCAGUUGGUUCUGUGACUGGUGCUUAUUGGGAAUAGGUGAAAUGCAUGGCUGGUUUGUAUUCAGAAGUUUUCUUUAGGUAUCACUAGAUUUUAUGUUCUUUCCCACAAAGUUACCUUUUUGUUGUUUUGGUUUUGAUAUUUUUCUGUACUCAUCUUCUGUUUGAUAAUGGAUAAUACGUGAUCAUCUUAGAAUGGAAGAAUUUUAACCCAUUAAUUAAAUGGGUCAAAAAUUACUUAUAUGUCACAUCAUUGAAGCCUACAAAUGAAGGCCCUCAUAGACAUUCAUGCCAUGAGAACUCAGAUGUACACAUCUUUUAUUAUUGUUGCCUGACUAAGAAGGUCAUCAGCUUUGUCAGAACACUGAAAUCCGAAUCCCUCUUCAUUGAGAGCACAGGCAAUUUUAUCUUUGAGUGGCAAAGGGCAAAGAUUCUACUAAAAAUAUAGUUUCCAACCUCUGAUUGCAGAUGCUUCUGUUUGCGCUAUUUCUCAUUUAAAUAGCUGUAAAAUGUGAUAUAUAGGUUUAAACAGCUACCAUAUCAAAGGCUUUACAUUUCAUUAUUACUUGUUAAAAUUAAAAUGCAAUAGUAGUAAUAGUGCUUCACUUUUAUCUGAUUAUCAAAUGAAUUUUAUGCUGCUUCAAGCCAAGUGAAAUAAUUUUAACGUUUUAAAGGCAACUAUUAAGUUGCUUUAUAUCAUCCCAACAAGAUACUCUUGGAUACGCAAUAAUUAACCUCUUGUUCCAUCCUUACUGCACUUAGGAAGAGCUGUGGAGUUCUUUGCUGGGGGAGCAGUGGGUGGGAGCUGCUUCCUGCACCAUGCCUCCCAUUGGCCAUGGGUGUUAGUGCCAGUGCCCAGGGGAAUGAGGCUCUUUGCAGGACAUCUGGGGAGUGUUUUCCUUCAUUAGCCUUCGCCAGUUAAAAGUUUUCUCCUUCAAAUCUGCUUUGGGAACCUGAUGCUUUCCUCAAGAACAACGUGUUUGGUCUGGCAGAACUUCUAAAUUGUGGUAUGGUGGUGGGAGAUAGCGCUCACUCUGUGAGUUGUCAGGGAGGUCUGUAAAUGCUCCACUGGAGGGAGGAUCAUAGAAUGGCUUGGGUUGGAAGGGACCUUAAAGGUCGUCAGGUUCCAACCCCCGCAUGGAUAGAGUUGCCAGCCACUAGAUCAAGUACCACACCAGGCUGCCCAGGGCCACAUCCAACCUGGUCUUGAACACAUCCAGGAGCAGGGCACCCACAGCUCUCUGGGCAGCCUGUUCCAGGACAUCACCGCCCUCCCUGUGAAUAACUUCCACCUGACAUCUAAUCUAAAUCUCCCCUUGUUCAGUUUAAAGCCAUUUUCCCUUGUCCUGUCGCUAUCUACCCAUAUAAAAAGUUGAUUUCCCUCCUGUUCGUAAUCUCUCUUUAAAUAUUGGAAGGCUGCCUUCUCUUUUCCAGUCUGAACAAGCCCAGCUCCCUCAGCCUGUCUUCCCAGGAGAGGUGCUCCAGCCCUCUGAGCAUCUUCGUGGCCCUCCUCUGGACCCUCUCCAGAAGAUCUACAUCUUUCCUGAGGUGAGGCCCUCAGACCUGGACACAAUGCUGAGCUGGAUAAAUGCAACACCACGUGGUCUGUCAGCUCUUGCAGCAGAACAGGAUCUUACUAGGAUGUCAGCGCACAGUUUUGGGGCAUUUGCAGGCUUUUUGAAACUGAUUCUUGGCCUGUUGAUACAAAUGACUCGAACUCUGCUCCUGCUGUCAUUCCCAAGGCCUUCAGCCCUGCCUCUUGCUGUGUGCUCCCUGCUCCCUGCCCGCCCUCCCAUUGCAGGAGCUCUCGUCUUCUCCCCUACAGCUCCAUGGACUGCAAGCAGGAUGGCAGCCAUGCCCACCCGCCGUGCUGCCCUGACAUUCUGCUCCCCACGCCUGUUUCCAGCUUUUGUGAGCUCUGCCUUAAUGCCACAUUUGCAGUUCCUUUGCUGAAGCUCUUAUGCCCACUUUUACCUCAUUGGCAGACCUGAAUAACUGCACAGAAAUGCUAUUGAGAGCUUUUCCACUUCCUUGCUGCUGAUGGCAGUGCAUCCAGGGUUUGUAUUGACAGAUUAAUUUGUGAAUCAGUGCAGCAGGGGCUGUUGCUGGAGGCUGCUCCCCAGCACGCUGCGUGGGAUCCUGCAUUGUCUGACUCCGAGCCCGUUUGAUCGCUGUAGGGGGUCAACUGUUUGACUCCAGCCUUUUUUUUAUGUUUGUAUUUCUCGAAGGCAAAUAGAACUGAAUAAAAAAAGAAAUUGGAGGGACCAAAGUGGAGCAUUCUCAUGAAAAAAAAUAGUUGCAAAAUACAAUGCACCUUUUGUGCUAAAGUUUGUGGGUGGAGGCAGGGCUUGCGGGAAUGGACAGCGCCGUUCUGCUGAGGUUGAUGAAAUGGCUUUCUUCACCUACAGAAAUGUUUUGAUUUUAUAUUUUCCGUUGGUCUUCUUGAGGAACAAAUGUGCAUGGGAGUUACAGAGGACACCUCUCCAGGACCCUGCUGGCUUCUGCCUGAGGGUGGCAUGAUCCUCAUGCUUCCCCUUCACCCUCAAGGUGCAAACGUGCUCUCAAGCUUUAGUACAGGUCACUGCUGUGGAGCUGACAGCAGCCCAGCAAGAGUCCCUAGCUCUGCUCACAGCAAUGUUCUUUUGGAACUGUCUUUAACUACGGGAAUUCUAUUUUUGUGCCUAUAUUCACAUGGGAGUUCUGCUGGUGGAAGCAACUGGCAAGGCAAGCGCUAUUCCUUGAGACAAGGGGCACACACUGAAAUUGGUUUGUACUUAAAGAUCAUCUGUGGCGUUUCGAUAGCCUGGACUGCUUGGGAUGUUUGUGCUUGAGUUUCAAGUUCAGUAAAGUUAGCAGUUUCUGGCUGUGAGCAGCUGUGAAUGGCCAAACGUUGUUCAAAAGUUGUGUUGUAGCUGGAAAAGUAGACUGUGUCCUUUAGAGGAUCACUUGAGUCUGAGGACAGUUAUUUUUACUCUUCCAUUUUGUUCUAGCUAAAUAUUUGUACUUGCUCUCAGAACAAUAGCUCCCACCACACUGAAGCCUUUGCCCAUUGCAGAGCUUUUCAUACCUCCUCUGUAGCGAUCCAUGCAGUGCCCGAGGGUCUCAUCUGCUUAGUUUAGCUAAAUAUAGACUUUUCAAGCCCUCGUACAGACCCUAAUCCAUACCUUUACUAAGCUUGACAAGCUGAAUCCAGUGACAUAAGCAGCUGAUGCAGCUUUAUGGGUAGAGGAAUCCCCUACAUUCUGUUACGCCUGUUCUAAUCUGCCAGGGUUUGUUUAAAUUUCCUAGUGCUUAAUCUGGAAUUUCACUGCCUGUACGUACUUGACUCCGAUGGCUGUGUUGUUGUGAUGAUUUUUUUCCUGUCUGCAAACUUACUCUUCGGUUUUCCAUGCUGUCUGCCCAAGGAGACCUGAUGAUUUUGUGUAUUUUCAAGUAACUGUUUAUUAUGAAAAACAUGGGCCAAAUCUGCGACUGCUUUUACAUGAUUCAGAAACAGUUUGGUGCCUGCCAGCAGUGCUGCUGCUCCGUUUGCAGGUUGCACUCACACAAAUGAGAAGUUAUCCAGGUUUAGUUGUUCCCACCUUUGCUCUUCGGUUUGGGAAGGGCUGGGUCCCAUACUUGCAGUGGUGGCUGCAACAGGAUGGUUGUCCGCAAAGGUUUCUGGCAGAAUCUUGCUUUGACAAAAUAUUUACGAUGGUUACAGAAAAGAUUUAUUUCCGUAUCUUAACCUUUUUGACUUUUUCCAGUUUGGUGGGGUUUUUGUGGAUGCUGUUUUUCAAAAGCAAAGAUUUGUGGCUUGUAAUCCUGAUCCUUACAGUUACGCAUCGCUGCAUGACUUCAAUUCAAAAUGGCUUCAAACGCACCUUUGUUAAAGACAGAGGGUCACAGUGUAUUUUGUUACCUACCUCUGGAUCAGAACAGGCUGCUAGAGCCCAUGAAUUCCGCUCUUCCUGUGCUCAUCACCAGCAGUGUGCAGGAAGGCUGAACACUACUGCAUAUACAGAGCUGAAAUUUCCAUGCUGUGUGGGUGUUGAAGAAGAGGAGGCACCAGAUAUUGACAUCUAUCAUUGUCCAAAUUGUGAGAAAACUCACGGGAAGUCUACUCUGAAAAAGAAAAGAAAUUGGCACAAACACGAUACUGGGCAGAGUACAGAGGUCAAGCCAGUACAGAAUGGAAGCCAAAUCUUUAUAAAGGAGCUUCGAAGUCGCACUUUUCCAAGUGCUGAAGAUAUAGUAGUGAAAGUGCCAGGCAGCCAGCUAACAACAGAGUAUUUGGAAGAAAAUGGCUUCACAGAGCCCAUCCUUGUUCCCAAGAAGGAUGGCCUGGGAUUGUCAGUGCCUGCACCUACGUUCUACGUCAGCGAUGUUGAAAAUUAUGUCGGACCAGAGAGAAGCGUUGAUGUCACGGAUGUCACCAAACAGAAGGAUUGCAAGAUGAAGCUCAAGGAGUUUGUGGAUUACUACUACAGUACCAACAGGAAGAGGGUGCUCAACGUGACCAACCUGGAGUUCUCAGACACCAGGAUGUCCAGUUUUGUAGAGCCUCCAGAUAUAGUGAAGAAGUUGUCCUGGGUGGAAAACUAUUGGCCUGACGACGCUCUUCUGGCCAAGCCAAAAGUGACCAAGUACUGCCUGAUCUGCGUGAAGGACAGCUACACGGACUUCCACAUAGAUUCGGGAGGAGCUUCUGCGUGGUACCAUGUGCUGAAGGGAGAAAAAAUAUUUUAUCUCAUCAAACCAGCCUCCGCAAAUAUUUCUCUCUAUGAACGCUGGCAAUCGGCAGCAAACCACAGCGAAAUGUUUUUUGCAGACCAGGUAGAUAAAUGUUACAAAUGCACGGUUAAACAAGGACAGACACUCUUCAUUCCUUCAGGUUGGAUUUAUGCAACUCUUACACCUGUGGAUUGCCUGGCCUUUGCUGGACAUUUUCUUCAUAGUCUAAGUGUUGAAAUGCAGAUGAGGGCAUACGAAGUAGAAAGACGGUUGAAAAUUGUCAGUCUAACCCAGUUUCCAAACUAUGAGACUGCAUGUUGGUACAUGGGAAAGCAUCUACUAGAAACAUUCAAAGGUUUGCACAAAGCUGGGCAACAACCUCCUGCUCAUUUACUUCAAGGAGCAAAAAUUCUCAAUGGUGCUUUCAGGUCAUGGACUAAAAAACAGGCUUUAGCAGAGCAUGAAGAUGAACUACCUGAGAACUUCAAACCAGCACAGCUUAUCAAGGACCUUGCCAAAGAAAUAAGAUUAAGUGAGAAUGCUUCGAAAGCCAGCAAAGCAGACACGAGUGCCAACACGAACGCUGAGGAGAUCUGCCCCGUGGAAAAGGAGGAGGCACCAUCACCUAUCCAAGUGACACCACCAUCCCCACCUGUAGAAAAGCUCCCUAAAAAAAAGACUCCGAAAACUGUGAAAACCCCCAAACAACUUAAGCCAUCCAAACCCCCCAAGCCUCCCAAGCCUCCCAAACCACCCAAACCUCCCAAAACACCAAAAGUUAAGGGAGAAGGAAAAAAGAAAGGAAAGAAGGCAAAAGAGAGCCCACCGCCAGCCAUCCCAAAUCUCGACUUGCUGGAGGCACACACAAAGGAGGCUUUGACAAAGAUCGAGACGCCAAAGAAGGGAAAGGCCACAAAGAAUGUUUUAAGUGUUCCCAAUAAGGAAACACCUACUAAGCAGAAUGAGGUGGAGAAGUUUGAAGUUCGAGAGCAAAACAAAAGCAAAACGGAAGCCAAAUGGAAAUACAAGAACAGUAAGCCUGAUUCACUACUAAAAAUGGAAGAGGAACACAAAUCUGAAAAGACGCCUUUAUCAGGAAACAAGGACAACAAAUUUACAUUCUCUUUCGCUAAUAAGAAGUUACUUGGUUCAAAGGGAGUAAAAACCCAGCUGAAUACUAGUGUGUUCGGGUCACUGCAGAACUUUAAGGAGGACAAAGCAAAACCUGUACGAGAUGAAUAUGAAUAUGUGUCAGAUGAUGGUGAGCUAAAAAUUGAUGAGUUUCCAAUCAGAAGGAAGAAAAACACUACAAAGAGAGAACUGCCCUUUUUUUCAGAUAAAAAAGACACUAUGCAGCACACUCCUGUUAAAAAGCCUAAGGUGGAGUCGGUGUCAUAUAAGAGUGAUGACUCGUCGGAUGAAGAUUUACUUCACAUUGACACAGAGGCAAAGCCAGGGCGCAAUUCCAAAGUAAAGAAAGAGAGUGGAAGUUCAGCAGGAAUUCUUGACCUUUUGCAGGCAAGCAAGGAAGUUGGGGGUUUAGAGUAUAACACCAACAGUCAGCCACCUGCCUCACCCAGCACACAGGAAGCAAUCCAGGGCAUGCUAUCCAUGGCAAACCUCCAGUCGUCGGACUCCUGCCUGCAGGCCUCCUGGGGGACCAACCAGGCCAAGAAUAACUCCAUCUCCUCACAGAACUCUAAAAAAACAGGUGGCGGUGGCAGCAAAAAUGCUGGCAAACGAUUACUGAAGAAAAGCACAAAAAACAGUAUUGACAUUGAAGAUUAUGAUGAAGAUCAGGACCACUUAGAUGCCUGUUUUAAAGAUUCAGAUUACGUUUACCCUUCUCUUGAAUCGGAUGAAGAUAAUCCAGUAUUCAAAUCCCGAUCAAAGAAAAGGAAAAGUUCUGAUGAUGCCCCUUACAGCCCAACGGCACGAGUCGGCCCCUCAGUGCCUCGGCAAGACAGACCGGUGCGAGAGGGAACGAGGGUCGCCUCCAUCGAAACCGGCCUCGCCGCUGCAGCCGCCAAGUUGUCACAGCAGGAGGAACAAAAAGGCAAGAAGAAAAAAAAUACCAAAAAGAAGCUGUCAACCAACAACGUGAACAAACCGGCUCAGGAAGGCAGCUCACCAGAGCCGAAGCUGGAGUCACAUGCCAGCAGCCUCACAGAUCACGAGUACACCGCAGGGGCCAGCACCUUUGGGGCCGCCCAGCCUAACAGGGGAUCGCAGCCGAUGGCACCCGGUGUUUUCCUCACACAGAGGAGACCCUCAUCAUCCUCGCAGAACAAUGCCUCCGCCAAAGGAAAGCGCACGAAGAAGGGGAUGGCCACGGCCAAGCAGCGGCUCGGCAAGAUCCUGAAGAUCCACCGGAAUGGGAAGCUGCUCCUUUAGCUCCGCCUAACUUGGAGCACCACAAUAACAACCCUCUUAACUUUCGGCGGUCGGAGUGUACAGAAUCCUGCUAUAAAUAUUUUUUAAUAUAGAUGUCCUUUCUCAGAGUGCUGAGAGCGACUAGUCCGCAAAAAGUUAAUGCUCGCCUGGCCCCACAGUGCUGAGCGCGCCGGGAGGUGAGAGCGCACCCGGCCCACAGCGGUGAGGGCGGCGAGGGGUCGGGGACGGUGUGUGGUGGGGGUCUGGGGGCACUGGGCGCGUUCCCCCCGGCCGUGCCGUGUUGAUGCAUUUCCCGAGGCAUCCUUUUCCUAGAAUGUAGCUUGUAUAUAGCUUUUGGAAUAACGACCACCUGUUUUUUAUAAGGGGAAAGUCUCUCCGGGCGCCGCCAGCAGCAGCGGCCCUUACCAGCUCUUUGUGUAACUUCUUGUACGAGGAGGGAGACGGUUAUUUUACUAGCACCUUGUGGAGUGUUUCCGUGUUUUGUGACGAUGUAAUUUAUUAAUGUUUGUAGCUUUUUAUAUUUGUACAUUUCUUAUGGGCUUUGUUUAUAUACACACAUUACUGGGGCACGGCGCCCGCGGGGAACCAGAGCCACCCGCAGCCCACGGCCCUCAGGGCCAUGCUGGCCUGGGCGCCACGCCGGCUUUUUUUAUUAUGAUUAUUAUUAUUAGUAUUAUUAUUUUUUCGCGACAUGUACAUUUCUAACAAAGUUUAUCGUGGCUAUCUA
Gallus gallus (chicken) is the source of this 24021-nucleotide messenger RNA. RefSeq names its product PHD finger protein 2 (gene PHF2). The transcript is spliced from 22 exons. Gene Ontology annotation, molecular function: transcription coregulator activity; histone demethylase activity. Gene Ontology annotation, biological process: protein demethylation; regulation of transcription by RNA polymerase II. NCBI's taxonomy places the organism in Eukaryota, Metazoa, Chordata, Aves, Galliformes, Phasianidae. Bases 19737 to 23294 code for a protein of 1185 amino acids. The record is from RefSeq and is a predicted model, not a curated record.